GCUAAAGUUUGUUGUUUUGGUAAUGGUAUGCGCGCAUGAAGCUACUUAACAAGAUGCGAGUAAACAGAACUUUGCAAACGGCAUUACUUUUUGCUCCAAAACAUCUUCAACUGUCAGUCUUCUUUGUAUUUUUAUCUUCGAGCAGGUAUUUUGUUUUGCAAAAGCGAAGAGUUUAUAUUUUUGAGAGUGAAAUGUUUGCAUUAAACGAGCCAGCAAAGUCUGGCCUUUUUAAUAUUUCCAUGUCGCUGGAUCCGAGUUUUUUGGAACAAUUGAUUACUAAGAGUUCCGUGGAUUCAAAAAGUUGUUCUGUAAUUAACGAUUCCGAUAACUUUCCUGCGGAAAUGUUUCUAGUGAGCCGAGGUUUAGCGCGUUGUUUUGGUUCGAUCAAAUUCUCGUUGGAUGUCUCGACAGACAUCAAUGAAAAUUUCUUCGGCCAAAAGUCAACUCAGUCAGGAAAAUCACUCAUUGAUCUGACUAGUAAAUGCUGCGAAAGUUUUGAGAGCGAAAACAAUGAGCAUGCAGGAUCAGUCAAAAACUCAGAGGCUAACGGAACAACCAAAAUUAACAAAAUAACAGAAACUAGCGGAACAGCCGAAGUUGACCGAACGGCUGAAUUCAACGGAAAACCCGAAAUUGACGAAACGAUUAAAGUUGACGGAACGUCCAAAGUUGACGGAACAACAGAAGUUAGCGAAACAACCGAAGUUGUCGGAACCACCGAAGUUGUCGGAACCACGGAAGUUGUCGGAACCAACGAAGUUAUCGGAACAACCAAAGUUGGCGGAACGGCCAAAUUUAAAGGAAAACCCGAAAGUGACGGAACAACCGUAAUUGACGGAAGGGUAGCACAAAUUUUUUGGAGAGAUGAUGAAAGUUUGAAGAGAAGGUUAUGCUGCGAUGACCAUGCAGAGAUAAAAGAAGAGCGGACUACGUCGCCCAAUAACUGCAAACGAAGUGCCGGUAACGAUAGUUUACACACCCGCGUUCAGUCUUCGAGUAAAGUUAGUGUGAUUAAACGCAACAGCAGAGAAGAACCCAAAGUUGCGCAUUUUACUCUUUCUACCAAACUUGAUGGCUUUGCUGACGUGCAAAACACUCCUUCAAUAACAACUCAAAUGUUGCCGAAACAAAUGCUACCGAACGUUUUCUUAGAUCCUUCCCCGCGCCUCAUGAAAAUGAGCCCGAACGAAUCGAACUCAUCGAAUGAUUUUGUAAUGAGGACUUCUAACGAGCCAAACAACUUGCCUACAAAUAUUCAAAACUCAGAUCCUCAAAAAUGUAUCAAUAUGUUGGAAAUUUUAACUUCAAAUGUGGGUAACAAGUCGAAUUACCCCAUACCAACGUUACGAAAUCCUGCAACUAGUGCAACCAAUAAGAACUCAGCUGCAACGAAAAAUUUCAACAGCCGAACAAAACCCCUCGAAAAACGCCUUGUGAAAUGCGAGUAUUGUAAUUAUCACGGAAAAGGUGCUUAUAAAGUUAAAAUUCAUAAGAUGAAUUGCCACUCAGAUCUAAGGCCUUUCAAGUGUACUUUUUGUUCGUAUGCUAGCAAACAAAAGUGUACAAUGACGAGACAUUUGAAGUCACAUGGAGUUAACAAAACUGAAAACACAGAGACAAAUUCAAGUGAACUUCACUUUAAUUUGGCCGAAAUAGAACAUCCGGAAAACCACUUCAGAAAUGUCUACGGUCCCAACUCUGGAAACGUUGCUAGCGCAAGUACAUCAUUAUCAUUGUCAUCAUCAUUAUUACCAUUAUCAGUAUCAUCAAUACCGCCAGAGCUUCCAAUACAACCAGCGCCGAUAGCAGCAUCAUCGUCAAGUUUUACAACACCAGAAAACGAAAUCAAGUUUUAUUCCUGAAGUAUUUAUUUAUUUAAUUAAAACUUAU
This is a messenger RNA of Symsagittifera roscoffensis, 1890 nucleotides long. RefSeq lists its product as uncharacterized. The transcript has 2 exons. NCBI's taxonomy places the organism in Eukaryota, Metazoa, Xenacoelomorpha, Acoela, Convolutidae. The coding region runs from base 36 to 1862 and encodes 608 amino acids. The record is from RefSeq and is a predicted model, not a curated record.